AUGACAAAAUAUAAAAAAGACAAAUAUAAAGUAUUGGUGCUGGGUGGAGGUGGAAGGUCUAAUGCUUUGCUACGCUCUUUGUCUGAAUCUCCAAUGCUAGAUAGUUUGUAUACUACAAACAAACAUAAGGAAUUCUUAAAACAUGCUAAUUAUUUAGAUGUAGAUUGCUCUAAUUUCCCCAGAUUAGCAUGUGCUUGCAAAGAAAACCAAAUCGAUAUAGUUAUCCCAUCUCAAGAGAAAUUUCUGGCCCAAGGAAUAUCAGACGCAUUAACUGCUGAAGGAAUAGAAGUAUUUGGCCCAAACAAGAAUUCAUCAAAGCUUGAGUCUUUCAAGAGCUACGCUAAAGAUUUUUGUGAUGCUAACGACAUUCCCACUGCUAAACAUUGGCAAUUUUCAGAUAAAAAUUUAGCAUGUCAAUUCCUAGAAGGAAACCAAGUAUUCCCUAUAGUAAUAAAAGCUGACGGGCUAGCAUCUGGUAAAGGAGUAAUUAUUUGUCAAAACAUAGAUGAAGCAAAAGAUGCUAUUGAAGUAGUUUUUAGCGGGAAGUUGGAUGGUAAGGGUGACGUUGUAAUAAUAGAAGAAUUUUUAAAAGGUAAGGAA
Molecule: messenger RNA, 600 nt
Organism: Symsagittifera roscoffensis
Lineage: Eukaryota; Metazoa; Xenacoelomorpha; Acoela; Convolutidae
Product: phosphoribosylamine--glycine ligase-like
Exons: 1
Biological process (GO): purine nucleobase biosynthetic process
Molecular function (GO): ATP binding; metal ion binding; phosphoribosylamine-glycine ligase activity
Source: RefSeq, a predicted model, not a curated record